Messenger RNA from Nezara viridula (southern green stink bug), 3764 nucleotides. The record is from the annotation of a GenBank genome assembly. NCBI's taxonomy places the organism in Eukaryota, Metazoa, Arthropoda, Insecta, Hemiptera, Pentatomidae.
CAAAUAUCAAUAACAAUUCUUCAAAUGAAAGUAUUAAUUUUUUUAAUUUAUGCGAGGUUUAAGGCGUUCUGUUCCUCUGUCAACACCGCAAGACACGCCACGCCGUCUUCACUUCUUCCGCACAACGUGAGUGUUAUUAACGCUGCUGCCGAUAAGCAUUCUGCACUAUUAUUUCCUAGGGAGUGCUUUUUAGCCAAUAAUUAUGAUUUAAUAAAAAUGAUAAUCUUAUUUUAUCCAAUAACACCAACUUUCUAACUAAAUUUCAUUAUUGAGGAAGAAGAUGAUACAGGGUGGCUGUCAUAAACAAGCUUUUCUUAAGAUUUGUCAGAUUAUAUUCAUAAUUACGUAUAUUAUCCAUCGACCUUAUUUCAUUUUUUUUCAUAUUUAAAAUUAUUGUUACCAUCUUUAUUAUUUUAGUUUAGGGCAUGGUUACUUAAUUACGAGUUUACUUCAUUUACUCUGUAUAGUUUAAUGUUAUUAAUAUUUUAUGUAUUUCAUUCUAAAUAUCAUGUUUUAGCUAUUUACUAUAUAUAUGUGAGUGUGAUAACUGUUAACUUUAGCUUUGUUGUGAUGAAAAUCAUAUAUGUUACGAUGCCGCAGUUUUGUUACCCAUUAAUUAUUACAAAUUUCGAUAUUCCAAACUAAAUAAAGAUAGUUGUAAUUGACGUAGAAGCUCACAAUAAAGAUAUUAGGAACCUAAAUAAAAACAACAUCUAUACAAGUUCUCUAUCUCCAAAUAAUCAUCAUGAUGUUAUACACCUAUCAGCACCUAUUCAAAACUUAAAUAACGAUAUAAAUCAAUCACUUUGUAGAAUUCAACAGCAUCCAUUGGCUCAAUUACACUCACUUCCUUACCAGCAUUUGCAGAUAAAUUAUGAUGGAAACAGCUCUCAUGAACUAUCACCAUUAUAUCAAAACUCAACCUUACAAAAUUAUUCACCUACACUUGGAUAUUCCAGUCCUUUUUUGCAGUCACUUUCACCAGUGGAGCAAACAUCAAUACAAAUUCCAUCGACUUCAUCUCCUCCUCCAAAUCCACCAACUCCUCCUCCUCUACCACCUCCACCUAGAGAAAGAAGAAAACAUAUAACAAAUGAUGCAAAUGAUGUCCCACAUUUUCCUAUUAAUGAUUAUGAAUACUAUAAAGAGAUUGAACAACUUUUAGUGAUGGACAAAUAUCCUGAAGGAGUAUCUGAAAAUUACAAAAAGCAUUUAAGGAAGAGAGCUCGACAUUAUUUGAUAAUUAACGGUGCAUUGUUUCACAAUCCUAAAAAACCUAAAAAAGUUGUUAUGAGAAAAUUAGAACAAAUUAAUCUGCUGGAAAGUACUCAUGUUACACCUGAGAACGGCAUUCACCUUGGUAUAACAAAAAUGUUAGAUAUGAUUCAUGGUGAAUAUUUCUGGCGUGGUUUAUAUGAAGAUGUUGCAAAUUUUGUAAAUAACUGCCCCAAGUGCCGGGAUAGCGUUGAUCUGGCUCAGCGUAAAGAAAAGGAAUUCAGACGGCUUGGAGAAGAUUUUAGUGAUGAUGAAAUGGAAUUCGCAUACGCUACUACUGCUGUACAAACAUCUUCUAAUGUUUGGACCAGGGUGGAAGUUCAAGUUCAUGGACCAUUUAAAAUUACAGAAAGUCGAAAUGAAUAUGUGAUUACUAUAACUGAUCCUGAAUCCUGCUUUGUGCAUGCUGCACCUCUCCCUCACACUGACUGUGCUAAAAAGUCUACAGAAUUUAUUUUGAAGACGUUUUAUACUUUUGGUUUUCCUCAGCCAUAUUUUAUAAGUGACAAAAAAUUGUAUGAAGAAGUUUCUGUGGAAUAUGAUGAAAGAUUAAAACAAACUGCAUGGAAAACCAAACUCCACUGGCUUGAGAAUUCAGAAUGCCCGUGGGUUUCACAAUUAGCUGAACUUCUUAUUGUGAGAAAAGCUGACCGUUGGGACAAAGAAAUGGAUAAAUUCAUGUUUCAGUUUAGGGCAGGAUUCAUCAGAGAUUCUCCUUCACCUAAGGAUUCCGUACCAUUUUAUUCAAUGUUCCAGAGACUGCCUUAUACUGAUGAUAAAGAGAAUUCUGAGUUGUGGAACAGAGGAAAACAUCAACUGCAGUGUGCUGAAUGUGAUGACAUAUUUACAUCUAAAGUAGCUCUCAGGCUUCACAAAAAAAAGCAUCUUCUUGAAGAAGCUAGGAAAACAUCUCUUCUUGAAUAUGCAUUAGAAAAACAUGAAUCACAAGAAGGAAAUGAAUUGGAAAAAUCAAGAGUUGAAGUAGCAAUGGGUGAAAUAAAAAAUUAUCUUGCUAAAACUAAAGAUAUCCGAAGGAAAAGGGGAAAGUAUCAAAGAUAUUCAGUUGAAUUACAAGAACAUAUGAUAGCUUAUGCUAAAAAUCAUGGCAUUAGGAAAGCAGCUACAUAUUUUUCUCAACUCAUUGGGUCAAAUGUUAGUGACAGUACAAUUAGGAAUCUUAUGAAAGCGAGUGUUAACUUCUUACCUCGAACUAAAGAAGAUAUAGCUCGUUACGCCAUUGAAUACGGUGUUGAUAAAGCUUCAAAAUAUUUCUCUGAAAUCUUGAAUAAAGAAGUUCCUGUAUCAUUAGUGAAUAAAUUUAAAAUUUUAUAUGGAAGUAAAUUUGUAAAGCAAGACAAAGAAAAUUCUGAAAAUCUUAAAACUAAUGCUAGUAAAAAAAACAUUAAUAAUUUAACUGAUGAAGAAAAAGAAAGUAUUGGUGAACACGCUUGUAACCAUACUAUUGAGGAAACUAUUAAUUUUUUUCUUAAAAAUAAGAAUAUUAAACUUAAUGAAAGUGAUGUAAAAGAGCUUCAGUCACUUUAUUUAGGUAAACAACAGGGAACAAAUUAUAUUGUUAUGUCAAAUGAAAGUGUUAAUAUAGCAAAUGUUACAUAUCAGACUUUGCCUGCUGGCAGUGUUUGUUUUUCUCCAUCUGGUUCUAUUGUACAAAUUCAAGAUAAUUCAUAUUCUUAUGAAGAUGUUAGAUAUCAUUCGCCAUUACAUCAGGAAAACAUAAGGCAGGAAGAAAGAGUUGAAGAAUGCCCGGUUGUUGACCAUUUUUUGUUAGUUACUGAGGAAAAUCCAACAUGUGACGUAAGUAUUAGAAAUAAACCCGAAGAUUUUAGAAAACCACCACAAGAAUGGAGCAGUACUCAAGGCUUGCAAGAAAAUUGUGAAGAAGAAAGUCACACUUUCCAAGUGGAAGUUUCUUCAACCCCUGAAAUUGUGGAAAAUGUUGAAACAAAAGAUAUUCCAUCAGAACAAAAAAAUCAUCCAAAGGAGUUAAAAAAAAAUUCAAAAAGGAAAGAAGGUGGUAAAAAGAGAGGUAGUUAUACUACAUACAGUCCAGAAUUGAGAGCAAAAAUAGGGAAAUAUGCUGCUGAGCAUGGCAGUCUAAAGGCAAGUAAUCAUUUCAGCAAGAUCAUUGGACAUGACUUACCUGAAAGUACUGCAAGAGGUUUAAAAGAAAGAUACCUUAACAAAGUCAAACAUUGCGAUGUUACAAGCCUUGGUUACAGCACCAGAGGUAGGCCACUGAGGCUAGGAAAGUAUGAUGAAGUAGUUCAAGAAUGUUUGAAAGAGCUUGUGAGGUCUGGAGAGAGAAUGACAUCCUUUUUAGCAAUUACCACUGCCAAACAAAUUCUUAAUAAACUUGAACCAAGUCUUCUCCAUGAAAAUGGAGGUACAGUUGUUCUCAAUAAUACCUGGGCAAAAUCAAUAUUGAAAAGGAUCGGAGUCAGAAACAAUUCUUAGUUAAUGAGAUUAGG